AUGGUAUUAGUAAGCAAAGUGAGCCACUGUUUGUUCAUCUGUCCCUCGCGACGUAAUUUGUUUUCUCAGGGUGACUUUAUCUGGAUUGAACCCGGAAAAGCAGAAGGCUCCAUCCCAAUUGGAGCCCGUGUUAUCGAUCAGGACCAUGGUCGUCUCAAAGUUAUCGACGAUCUUGGAAACGUAUGUUCGGAACAUUUUCCUUUUCCUGAUAUCGCGGUCUUGACCUCAAUUCUUUCUAACUUUCGCUUGACUGCGGCAACCGUCUCGUUAACAUGUUAUCACGCGUCUGAUAAGUUCCGAUAUCCUGUUGCAACUUUUGCGCGAAGAGUGCAUUCACAAUCUUCAGGAACAAUGGCUUUCGGCGGACCGGAGAGUGAGAUUGAUGCAUCCGACAUCGGUCCAGGGAGUGGAGGAUAUGUGUCAGCUGGGGGACUUUCAUGAAAGCGCGAUUCUGAGAAACUUGUUCAUUAGAUACAGGGAAAAGUUGAUUUAUGUGAGUAAACGGUGGAAAGGUGCCAAAAGUACACGAACUGGUGGGUUCAGGCUUACACCGGUUCCAUACUGAUCGCUGUGAAUCCGUACAUGGACAUUGCCAUCUAUACUGCCGAUGAAAUUCGAAUGUACAAACGGAAGAGGAUUGGAGAGUUGCCACCGCACAUUUUCGCGAUUGCUGACAAUGCAUACACCAACAUGAGGAGAGAGCGUCGGAAUCAGUCUGUUAUCAUCAGGUACCAAUCUUUCAAAUAUUUCUCAUAACCAAUGUUUUCAGUGGUGAAUCCGGUGCCGGAAAGACAGAAUCCACAAAGCUUGUUCUCCAGUUUUUGGCAACAAUCAGUGGUCAACACAGCUGGAUAGAACAACAAGUUCUCGAGGCAAAUCCUGUUCUUGAGGCAUUCGGAAAUGCGAAAACAAUCCGCAAUGAUAACUCAUCCCGAUUCGGAAAGUACAUUGAUGUACACUUCAACGAGAGCGGUUCUAUUGAAGGUUUCAUCCAUAUUUACACAAAAAAAUUAUGUACAUUUUGUUUCAGGCGCGAAAAUUGAACAGUAUUUGUUAGAGAAGUCGAGAAUUGUGACCCAGUCUGAAAAUGAGAGAAACUAUCACAUUUUCUAUUGCCUUUUGGCUGGUCUCUCAAAAGAGGAAAAGUUCGAACUGGAAUUGGGUACACCUGCCGAUUACUACUAUCUCAUUCAGGUACGGAAAACAAAUAGAGCAUGAAGAUGAUUUGAGUGUUUCAGGGCAAGACUUUGACUGCAGAGGGUCGUGAUGAUGCAGCUGACCUGGCUGAAAUAAGAUCUGCAAUGCGAGUUCUGAUGAUCAAUGAGCAGGAAAUUGGAAGUAUUUUCAAGCUCUUGGCAGCGCUUUUACACAUCGGAAACAUCCGAUUCCGUCAGAACACAACUGACAACAUGGAAUCUGUGGAUGUUUCCGAUCCAGCAAUACUUGUCCGCAUCUCCAAACUCCUUCAAUUGCGCGAACAAGAUCUCCUCGACGCAAUCACAACUAAAAGCCUAGUUACACGUGAGGAACGCGUCAUUUCUAGAUUGAACGGGCAGCAGGCGAUCGACGCGAGAGAUGCCCUUGCGAAGGCAAUUUAUGGAAGGCUGUUCAUUCACAUUGUCAGAAGGGUCAACGAUGCCAUUUACAAGUGAGAGAUGAAAUCUACCUGAGCAGAAAACCGUGGAAUGACUUUAUUUAUUUAGGCCUUCUCAAGCGAAAAGAACGUCCAUCGGAAUUCUUGAUAUAUUCGGGUUCGAGAACUUUGAGAGCAACAGUUUUGAGCAGCUUUGCAUCAAUUUCGCGAACGAAACACUGCAGCAGUUUUUCGUGCAACACGUGUUCAAAAUGGAGCAGAAGGAGUAUGAUGAGGUACCAGACUGAAGUUAAAAACCAAAAACAAAUUAUGUUUAGGAAAAUAUCAAUUGGAAACACAUCAAGUUUGUUGACAAUCAAGCUACAGUUGACUUGAUUGCUCAACGCCCACUUAAUAUUUUAUCUCUGAUUGACGAGGAGAGUAUUUUCCCAAAAGGAACAGACAAAACUAUGCUUCUGAAACUUCAUUCGACACACGGAAGAAAUGAACUGUACUUGCAGCCAAAGUCGGAAUUGCAAAGGGCAUUCGGAGUGACCCACUUUGCUGGGAAUGUGUUCUAUAAGACUCGAGGAUUCCUUGAAAAGAACAGAGAUUCAUUUUCGGGUGAUUUGUCAGCACUAGUCUCUUCCUCAAAAAUGCCCUUCCUCGCGAGACUCUUCGAUGAUCUUGAAUACGACACAAGUUCCCGGAAGAAAGUGACUGUCGGAAAUCAGUUCAGAAAGUCCUUAGAAUUGCUGAUGGCUCAACUCACACAAACGCAUCCUUUCUUCAUCAGAUGCAUCAAACCGAAUGAGCUCAAACGUGCCCUCGUCAUGGAUAGGGAUCUUGUGCUGCGCCAGUUGAGAUAUUCUGGGAUGAUGGAAACUAUCAAGAUUCGUAGAGGCGGUUAUCCAAUUCGUCACGACUACUAUCCAUUUGUCUUCCGCUACCGCGUUCUAGUGCCGACCAUCCGUGGUCCAGUCAACAGGAUUGAUCUUCAUGACACCGCGAAGAAGAUUUGUCAUCGAGUUCUCGGAACAAAUGCUGAUUAUCAACUCGGAAAAACUAAAGUUUUUCUAAAAGACAAACAUGAUCUGGUGCUCGAGCAAGAAUACUAUCGCACUCUUAAAGAGAAGGCGGUCGUCAUCCAAAAGAAUGUGAGAAGAUGGCUUGUACGGAAGGACUUUGAGCGGCAAAGACAGGCAGCAGUCACUAUUCAAACUGCUUGGAGAGGAUUCGAUCAGAGAAAACGAUAUCGACAGAUCAUUUCUGGAUUCGCACGUCUUCAGGCUCUAUUGCGGUCAAGACAGUUGGUUUCACACUAUCAAGGGCUACGGAAGACCAUUAUACAGUUCCAAGUGAGGAGAAUUCGAUUUAUCGAUUUUUGUUCAACCUUAUUAUUUUGAGGCCGUUUGCCGUGGUACUCUUCUCCGAAGACAAGUUGGUGAGAUGCGUAGGCGUGGAGAAAAGGCCCCGCUAACUGAAGUUUCCUCAACUGCUUCCAUCAUCUCCGACACCCACGAGGAGGAACUUGUGAGUUUGAAAUGCAAAAAUAGUUUUCAAUAGUUUUCACUUGAUAAAUGAAAAUUUAGUGCGAGUUAUUGGACGGACGGAACUCAAAGGUAACGUUGAGAAUGUUGUGUUAGUGGUGUGAAGUCUUUGAAAUUCUACUCUUUCUCUCUUUUUCAUGGGCUAUUGGGCUACUCAUUCUUUAUUCAAAUUUCCGUCUUCAGGUCGGUCAUUUGUUCGAUUUCUUGCCAUCCGACGGAAAAGACUCUGGAAAUGAGAACGACAGUGCGGACAGCAGCCGACGUGGAUCCUACUCCAGACUUCAUGUGAGUUCAUUUUCCCAAUCGAAGCUACCAUAUCCAUUGUUUCAGCCAUCUCCUAUCAUGCCACCAUCAAGCAUUCCUAAAGUUGACUCAUUUGUCGAUGAGGAUCUGAGCAAGUACCAGUUCGGCAAGUAUGCUGCCACGUUCUUCCAAGGACAAGCUACUGCCGUUCACAUCAAGAAAGCUCUAAAAACAGCUCUUCUCACCCAUACCGAGCCAAGUACACAACUUGCCGCUCUGGCAGCCUGGACCACGAUUCUCCGAUUCAUGGGUGAUCUUCCGGAUGUCAAGGCUGGCUCCACAAACGGAGUUGAAGUCUAUGUGAGCUUUCUUUUACCCUUUCAUUUUAUUCAAUCCAAAAACAUUCAGGACAAAACGCCAGUGAUGACCAGAUUAUAUGCAACCCUGGGACGAAAGUUUAGUGCUCGAGAUGUGGAAGAGGCGAUGCUCUCUAGUGAAUAUGGAGGCACGAAGACUCUGAAAAAGGGUAUGGGGAAGAAAUUGAUCAGUAUGACCUUGAAGAGAAAAGGAAAAAUCAACGGUAAGUUCCAUGAAAUUCAAAACAGUGUAUUUUGCCGUGUUCAGGAUCUGAUACAUCUUCAAUUUCCUCGGAGAGCACAUACUCCGGGUUCAAUGCAAUGCUCGAUAACAAACCAAUGACAAGCUUGGACAAACUGCAUUACAUCAUUGGCCUCGGUAUUCUCCGAGAGGACUUGAGGGAUGAGAUCUACUGUCAACUGUGCAAGCAACUCAGCAACAAUCCUUCCAAAUUGUCCGCAGCCAGAGGAUGGAUCUUACUGUCGCUGUGCGUGGGAUGCUUUGCGCCCACCGAGAGAUUCAUCAAGUAUCUUUUCUGUUUCAUUCGAGAAAGAGGACCGGCAGGAACAGGAUACUCCACGUACAUUGAGGACAGACUGAGAAGGACGCAAGCGAACGGGACCAGACACCAACCACCGAGUUAUGUGGAGUUGCAGGCCAACAAGUCACAGAAGCCUGUUGUGCUUGCUGUCACUUUCAUGGAUGGAAGUGUCAAAACUCUUUGUGCCGAUUCAGCCACCACUGCUUCCGAAUUGUGCAAACAGUUGUCUGAAAAAGUUGGUCUCACCAACUCAUUUGGCUUCAGUCUUUAUAUUGCUCUGUUUGAUAAGGUUCGUCUUGUAUUGUGUCUUAUGCUUCAGGAAUCUGAAUUUAGGUUUCUUCACUUGGAAGUGGAACUGACCACGUUAUGGACGCAAUUUCUCAAUGUGAACAGUACGCCAAAGAGCAAGGGCGACCAGAAAGAAACGCUCCGUGGAGACUGUUCUUCAGGAAAGAAAUCUUCAGUCCAUGGCACGAUCCAAAGUGGGUCACAAACUCAAACUGCCGAAAAAUCUAUAAUAUUUUCAGAGACGAUCCAGUGAGCACUAACUUGAUCUAUCAGCAAGUCGUCCGUGGUAUCAAAUACGGAGAGUACCGAUGUGAUAAGGACGAAGAACUGGCCGCCAUCUGCGCACAACAGUAUUACAUUGAUGAAGGGGCUAUGGAUGUGAACAAGCUGGAAAACAACUUGUCUGCCUAUUUACCAGAUUUCGAGCUGUCUGGGAAGGAUAUGGCUCUUGAGAAAUGGACGCAAACAAUAAUGCAUCAGUACAGAAAGGUACGUGAAUAUGAAUGAUAAGUGAAUCAACUAUUUUUCAGAAGUUCACUGGUCGUCUUCCCUCACAAAUUGAAGUUAAAGAGGAUGUUGUAUCCACCGCCAAGUCAAAAUGGCCGCUCCUGUUCUCCAGAUUCUACGAAGCCCUCAAGUUCGCAGGACCACCAUUGCCAAAGAAUGAAGUGAUCAUUGCGGUGAACUGGACGGGCGUCUACGUGGUUGAUGACAGGGAGCAUGUAAUGUUGGAGUUCAGCUUCCCUGAAAUCGCAAAUUCGUACUAUGGAAAGUAAGAAUGGAAAUGUUCCUUUUUUUAAUCCUUAAUUAUAUUGUUAUUCAGAGGAAAGCGCAGCACAACCGACACGUGCACAAUCCGAACAGUGGUCGGUGACGAGUACACAUUCCAGUCGCCAAAUGCAGAUGACAUUACCAACUUGAUCAUUUUGUUCCUUGAAGGACUCAAGAAAAGAAGCAGAUACCUUGUUGCCAUCAAAGCACAGAAAGGCGAUGGUAACCCCCCUGCUUUCUUUCUUUCGCAUUUCCAAUUUUAAAUGUUCAGAAAAGAACAAUUUCCUCGAGUUCGAAAAAGGAGAUCUUCUAAUUCUGGUCAACGAUUUCACUGGAAACACCCUUCUCACCGAAAGCGUUGUGAAAGGAGAGAACGCGAGAACGUGUCUGUUUGGAUUGAUUCGUGUUGAGAACGUCUACGUCCUGCCGACUCUUGUGAAACCCAGCAAAAACACAUUGGUAAUGAAAAAAAUAGUCAAACAUCAAACACUAGCCGUGUUUUUCAGCAAAUAUUCCCGAAAGAUAUGGAUUUGACCCUUGAUCUAUUCAACAAUAACAAGCAAGUGACAGUGAUCGACUACAAUGCCGAGCCGUACACUCUCGAGAGUUUUGCCGAGGAAAACUUCAAGUAGGAAUGACUGGUGGAGCAUAAAACACUUAUUGUUUUUCAGUACGCAAGUUAAGCGAGUUGGAUCUCAAAUUUCUCUAAUGACCUUGAGAAAGAAGGAAUCUCAAAUUGAAAGUUGGAGAUUCUCUAGAGAUCAUAUUGAUCAACCACUUUUGAAGAAACUUAACGGAAGGUUUAACAUUUCUGGGAGAAGGUAGAGAAAAAAUAGUUUUACUACAGAGACGAUGCAUCCCGCGGCGCCGUUGAAAUCUUUGCUGCCAUAAUGAAGUACAUGGGAGACGAACCAUCAAAGAGGAGCCGUUUGGGAACCCACCUGACUGACCACAUCUUCAAACUUCCGAUUGCUAUGGAAGUGUUGCGGGAUGAACUGUACUGCCAGCUGGUGAAACAAUUGACACUCAACCCGUCCAUCAUCUCUGAAGAACGUGGUUGGGAACUUCUUUGGAUGACCACCGGACUGUUUGCUCCCAGUGCUACCCUUGCCAAAGAAAUUAGUCAUUUUCUUAAAUCUCGACCCCAUCCAAUAGCAUUGGAUUGUCAGAAUCGUAUGCAGAAGUUGGCAAAGUAAGUAACCAUGCAAUAGUUAAAUGUACAAAUGUGUUGUUUCAGAGGUGGGAGCAGAAAGUAUCCUCCACAUCUUGUUGAAGUCGAAGCGAUUCAGCAUAAGACAACACAGAUUUUCCACAAAGUGAGUCCUAAGCGGAGAAAUGUCCCUACAAGCAAGUUGUUUUGAGGUGUUCUUCCCUGAUCACACGGAUGAGGCGAUAGAAGUGGACUCUGCUACUCGAGCCCGCGACUUUUGUCACAAGAUCGGCUAUCGACUUGGCUUGAAAUCAUCGGAAGGGUUCAGCUUGUUUGUCAAAAUCAAGGACAAACUGCUUGCUGUGCCAGAGACAGAGUUUUUCUUUGAUUUUGUCCGCCAGCUAUCGGAUUGGGUACACACGAAUCAUGCAAUGCAGAAGGACUCGACCAUGAUACCUAUCAAUUAUCAGGUGUACUUUAUGAGAAAACUUUGGUACAAUGUAGUGCCUGGAAAUGAUCCUCAGGCCGACCUAAUCUUCCAUUACUAUCAGGUAAAUUCCUCACAAUCUCGUUUUCUUCAAUGCGUUCGUUCCAGGAGUGUCCAAAGUAUCUACUCGGAUACCACAAGACAACGAAGGCCGACGUCAUUGAACUGGCUGCUCUCAUCCUACGUGCCAGCACAAAGGACAAUAAAAACGCGCCGUUGACGCAGAUUCCACAGCUGAUUGAGGAGCUUGUGCCCAAGGACUCACUGAAAAUGUACUCGGCGAGUGAGUGGCGAAAGACCAUCAGCAACGCGUAUCCGAGGGUGGAACAUCUGAAGUCUGACCAGGCAAAGAUUGAGUUCUUGAACUAUAUCUGUCGGUGGCCGACGUUCGGAUCCGCUUUCUUCCCAGUUUCACAGUACUCUGACCUGAGCCUUCCCGAUCGACUUCUGAUCGCGAUCAAUCAGUCCGGAGUGAACAUUUAUCAUACUGAAAGCAAGACUUUGCUGGUUCAGGUACAGAGAAACAUGAUAUUUUUCAAAAAAACAAGUGUGUUUUUUCAGUAUCCAUUCAAUGUUAUCUGCAACUGGACGAGUGGAAAUACCUACUUCAACGUGACUGUCGGUAACAUGUUGAAGGGAAAUGAAGGAAAGAAACUUCUUUUGGAUACUACUAUGGUAUAUCAGGCAGAAACAGUUCCCGCAUACCUUCUGUUUUCAGGGUUACAAAAUGGACGACUUGCUCACUUCAUAUAUUUCACUGCUGAUAUCCAACCAAAAUAACCAUCCUGCAAAACAUAGGGAAGUGGCACUGUAA
Molecule: messenger RNA, 7774 nt
Organism: Caenorhabditis sp. 36 PRJEB53466
Lineage: Eukaryota; Metazoa; Nematoda; Chromadorea; Rhabditida; Rhabditidae
Source: the annotation of a GenBank genome assembly